AUGCUCUUUCAUGUUACAUUGUGGAAAAGUUUACAAAACAAAUGUCUUUGUAAUGUCUCACAGUCACUGUGACUGUUCUAAUUCUAACCUCUCUCUCCAGGAAGCUACUUGUCCAAGGAUGCCAAGUUCUCCCACAGCUACACCAGCCAGUCAGGAGUCAGGUCCAUGUUUGUUUGUCGUGUGCUGGUGGGAAAUUACAUGCAAGGACACUCCAGCUACCUCCGCCCCCCCCCCCCUCAAACGACGGAAGUCCACACCAUCUCCUAUGACAGCUGUGUGGAUGAUAUCUACAACCCCUCUGUAUUUGUGGUGGUCAGGAAGCACCAGGUGUACCCAGAGUACCUUAUUCAGUACAGGGAAGGAUCCAGGCCUGGGACCUAUGUUCCACCACCUAACGUUGUCCAAAACCAGAGCCACCACGACAUAAACUGGCAACCUAUUCCAGUCAUGCUACACUCACAAGCCACCCCUGUGCUGCCCAACAAUGCAAGGUUCAGAUCUCCUUCCCCAACAGGACCGGCCUUUGCCCAGCCCACACUCAGUACCCAGACACUAUUUUCUCACUACUCAAACCCACCCAGGCCCCCCUCCAUUCCCUCUGUUUCAAACCCUUCAAGGCAGAGAACCCCCAGACCUACCUUAACGCAUUCUUCUGCACAGUUUGAUUCCCUGAACUCCUUGACACAUCCAUCAUUUCAGCCAGGUCUGAUGACUUACGUCCCUAACCCACCACCCUGGGUCGGCUCUAUGACCUCCAUACCACACGCACCUCCAUCAAGGACAAGAAGAUCACAGUUUGCUAAAAUGAAGGUAAAAAGUAAAUCUAUGGCAUCACUAGAUAAUCUAUAA
Messenger RNA from Coregonus sp. 'balchen', 849 nucleotides. The record is from the annotation of a GenBank genome assembly. Lineage: Eukaryota; Metazoa; Chordata; Actinopteri; Salmoniformes; Salmonidae.